CUUAACAAAAAACUUAUUCAGUCGCAUUUAAGAUUUCAAUGUGAACGGUUGUGAAAUAAAGGAUUUACUUGAGCUAAAUAACAACUAUUCCACUCAUAAAGGAUACUUGACCAGCAUCAUGGUGCUUAUCGAACUAGGGCUGGUGUCCUUGCUACUCGGCUAUAUAUUCUACAGAUGGGCCACACUCAAAUACAAUAUAUUUAAGGAGCGUGGAAUUCCAUACGAAAAGCCAUAUCCACUAGUGGGCAACUCGGGGGCUGUGGUAUUGAACAAGGAAGGCUUCAACAAGACUUUGCUGAAAUUUUAUAAACGAAACAGAGAUCAUGAUAUCGUGGGUUUCUAUAAUUUCCGGUCGCCGAUGUUCGUGGUACAGAAUCCAGAGUAUAUUAAAAAAAUUACUGUUAAGGAUUUUGACUACUUCGUAAACCACACCCCCUUUUUUACUGCUGAUGAUGACCCUCUCAUAAAUGGCAUGUUGACUGUAAUGAAAGAUCAGCGUUGGAAAAAUAUGCGCAACACACUGUCUCCAAUUUUCACCGCAGCCAAGAUGCGCGCCAUGUUUAGUUUGAUGAAUGAAUGUUUUAAAGAGAGCUUGGAACGGCUACACGAGAAAACUAAAGGUGGCAAAAGUCAUGAUAUAGAGCUCAAAGGGUGGUUCACACGUCUGUCGAAUGAUAUCAUCGCUUCAACUGCAUUUGGACUCAAGGUCAAUUCGUAUGUGGAUCAGAAUAACGAGUUUUACUCGAUUGGCCAAUCGAUCUCUAAUUUCCGCGGCACGCAAAUGAUCAAGUUCUUCAUCUCUAAUACUAUGCCAAUAAUUCAAAAACUUUUAGGUUAUAAGGUAUUCGACAAAGACAAAACCGAUUACUUCAAACGACUCGUUAUAGAUACAAUGAAAUAUCGCCAAGAACAUAAAAUUCACAGGCCAGAUAUGAUCCAACUAAUGAUCGAAGCUAAACAGGAGUCUGAACAAAACUGGUCCGACGAUGACAUUGUAGCUCAGUGCUUCAUUUUCUUUUUCGCUGCAUUCGAAAACAAUGCGAACUUCACGUCGGUGAUAUGCCAUGAACUGAUGGAAAAUCCUGAUGUGCAGCAGCGUUUGUACGAAGAGGCGAUGGAAGUACGUGCGGAACUCAAUGGAAACCCAUUAACCUAUGAGGCUGUGAUGAAAAUGAAAUAUAUGGAUAUGGUCACAUCGGAAGCAUUGCGCAAAUGGAGUCUUGCCGGAAUGAUAGAUCGUUUAUGUUCGAAGGAUUAUGACCUCACGGACAACGAAGGAAAUUUGGUAUUUAAAUUUAAGGCCGGCGAUUAUAUCUGGUUUCCCAUUGUUGGAAUGCAUAAUGACGAAAGAUACUUUGAAGACCCCGACUUAUUUAAUCCUGAACGUUUCAGUGAUGUAAACAAAGAUAGUAUAAAACCGUUUACAUAUUUGCCUUUCGGUGUGGGACCUCGUAUGUGCAUAGGUAAUCGAUACGCACUCAUGCAAGCUAAGGCCAUGCUGUACUACAUGAUUUUGGACUUCAAGUUCGAGCGUUCCUCAAAUACGGUUGAAAACAUAAUGGAUGACGUACGCGGGUUCCAAGUGAACCCUAUUGGAGGAUUCUGGGUGCGUUUAGUGCCACGGAAACAGUUUAAAACCGCUCCUGUGAACAGCAAAACAAUGGCUUAUAUCGAAGUGUUGGUACUUUUCGCGUUGGUGAUAUUUUUAUUGUACAAAUGGAGUGUUUCUAAGUAUCAUAUCCUUCAUGAUCGUGGAAUACCUCAUGAUAAGCCAAUUCCAUUGCUUGGGAAUCUAGGCCUAGAUGUGUUACUUGGAAAGUCGUCGUUUAUGAAAUUUAUCAUCAAUAGGUAUCAAACUUACAAAACAAGUAAAGUGUAUGGUGUCUAUUCUAUGCGUGACUGCAACAUUUACAUUCGCGACUUGAAUCUUAUCAGAACGGCCGGUAUCAAGGACUUUAACACUUUUCCCAAUCACAAUACCAUGUCACCAGAUGGAGACGAUACUUUCCUCUCAAAGAGUCUAGUCGCUUUGAAGGACCAAAAAUGGCGCGAAAUGCGCAAUAGCUUGUCUCCAUUAUUCACUGGCAGCAAAAUUCGUUUAAUGUUUCAGUUAGUUAACGAAUGUGUGAUUGAAGCGGUUAACCAGGUCUCCAGUUCAAUUCAAGCUACUGGCACUAAUGAAGCAGACAUUGAAAUGAAAGACUUCUUCACAAGAUUCACAAACGACGCAAUUGCUUCUACGGCUUUCGGCAUACAGGUCAAUUCAUUCAAAAAUCAAAACAACGAGUUCUACCGCACCGGAAAAGCGGUUUCGGAUUUUACUGGUUUUACACUACUGAAAGCUUUGCUGAUAGGCCUCAUUCCCAAAGUAAUGAAGGCUUUGCGUAUAAAACUAUUUGACGACAAUAUCUUCAAAUAUUUCAACCACUUAGUAAUCGAUGCAAUGGAAUAUCGGAAGCAACACAACGUUGUACGCCCCGAUAUGAUCCAUCUGCUGAUGGAAGCCAAACAACAUUACGAAGCGAACAAAGCGAGCAUGCAGGGAGAGCAUGCGGAAUUCACCAAUGAGGACCUUUUAGCGCAGUGCAUGCUAUUCUUCGCAGCCGGCUUUGAUACUGUGUCUGCCUGUUUGUGUUUCACAGCGCACGAAUUGCUGGAAAAUAGCGACGUUCAAGACCGGCUUUACGAUGAGAUUUUAAGUACUCAAAAUGAGCUGAAAGGAAGCCCUUUAAAUUAUGACGUUCUUAUGAAGAUGAAAUAUAUGGACAUGGUAUUAUCCGAAUCGUUACGUAAAUGGCCCCCAGCGGUCAUGACUGAUCGCCUAUGUGCGAUUGAUUAUGAACUGAAAGAUGAUGAAGGGAAUUUGGUUGUGGAGCUUAAGAAGGGUGACAACAUAUUUGUACCAAUCAUUGGCAUACACCGCGAUCCAACGUACUACCCGGAUCCUGACAAAUUCGACCCAGAAAGGUUUUCUGAUGAAAACAAACACAAAAUUGAUCAGAUGAGUUACUUGCCUUUUGGUCUGGGGCCCAGAAUGUGUAUCGGCAACCGUUUGGCACUGAUGGAAAUCAAGGCACUAAUGUACAACAUCGUUUUAAAUUUUAAAAUUCUACGAGCAGAGAAGACGUGCAAAAAUUUAAUGGACUCCCUCGUCGGAUUCACUUUAGUACCAAAGGAACGCUUUUGGAUGAAACUUGUGCCAAGGGACUCUUGAUUCAAACUCUAAUUAUUGUAAACAUAAAAUUAUUUAGGUGAAAUUGUGUUUAUAUAUAUAGUCACAUAACCAUGCUCCCACUACCAACAACACA
Molecule: messenger RNA, 3308 nt
Organism: Anastrepha obliqua
Lineage: Eukaryota; Metazoa; Arthropoda; Insecta; Diptera; Tephritidae
Exons: 8
Coding region: 119-3214 (1031 amino acids)
Molecular function (GO): heme binding; oxidoreductase activity, acting on paired donors, with incorporation or reduction of molecular oxygen; monooxygenase activity
Source: RefSeq, a predicted model, not a curated record